CUCACAGUGAGGGAGUGUCGUCGUCGGAGCGGGUUGCUCUUCCACACCAGACUCCUUCUAUCCCUCCGUGCUGGAGGAGCGAGGAGGAAACCUCUCUCCUCUUGUUUUCUCUCUGCGGACACACGGAUAAUAACCGCACCACGGCUGGGAAGAUGGUUUUUCUGCUGCAUAUGGUUACUCUUUACUCUCUGAGCGUCUUGAGCGGAGCCUCCGCCGCCACUCACUAUAAUUGCAAUGGCCCUCUGGCAUCCUCGUUACCCCACUCAUCCUUCCAGAGCUCCUCUCAGUCCUCCGUCGGUUAUGCUGCUUACAACGGCAAGCUCAACAGAAGAGACGGAGCGGGAGGCUGGUCUCCCAUGGUGACUGACCAGGAGCCCUGGCUCCAGGUGGAUCUAAGGGAGCAGAUGGAGGUGACGGCUGUUGCCACACAGGGACGUUAUGACAGCUGGGACUGGGUCAGCAGUUACCUCCUGCUCUACAGUGACACGGGACGGGCCUGGAAACAGUACAGGCACGAGGACGGGGUCGGGAGAUUUGUUGGGAAUGUGAAUUCGGAGGCUGUGGUCCAGAACAAGCUGUCCCACCCAGUGAGAACGCGCUUCCUGCGUUUCAUCCCUCUUGACUGGAACCCCAGUGGCUGGCUGGGCCUCAGAGUGGAGGUGUACGGCUGCUCUUACAAGUCAUAUGUUGCAGACUUUGAUGGCAGAAGCUCCCUGCUUUAUCGGUUCAACCAGAAGUCCAUGUCAACGGUGAAGGACGUGAUCUCUCUGCGCUUCAAGAGUCAUCAGGCCGAGGGCGUUUUACUGCACGGAGAGGGGCAGAGAGGAGAUUACAUCACCCUGGAGCUUCACCGGGGAAGAUUGGACCUUUACCUUAACUUAGACGACAGCCGGCUCCGGUUCAGCAGCGGUCGCGUCGCAGUCACCGUGGGCAGCCUGCUGGACGACCAGCAGUGGCACUCUGUCCAUAUUGAGCGAUUCAACAAGCAGGUCAACCUCACGGUGGACUCCCACAUGCAGCACUUUCAGACCAAAGGAGAAGGACAUUCUCUGGAGGUGGACUACGAGCUGAGUUUUGGAGGCAUCCCGCUGCCGGGUAAACCUGGCACCUUUUUGAGGAAGAACUUCCACGGCUGCAUGGAGAACCUCUACUACAACGGGAUCAACAUCAUAGACCUGGCAAAGAGACGCAAGCCCCAGAUACACAGUGUGGGCAACGUGACCUUCUCGUGUUCGCAGCCCCAGCUGGUGGCCUGCACCUUUCUGAGCUCCAGCAGCAGCUUCCUGUCGCUUCCGUCAGCAGCAUCUGCCACAGGGGGUUUGUCUGUUCGCUUCCAGUUCAGGACGUGGAACCCAGACGGGCUGCUGCUCUCCGUGCUGCUGAACCCGGAGCCCCGCAGGCUGGAGCUGCAGAUCAGCAACGGCCGGCUGCAGCUGACCCUCCACAACUCAGGACGACCCAAAUCAGAGGUCUCUGCUGGUCACAGAGUCAACGAUGGUCUUUGGCACUCUGUGAGUUUCAACACAAGGAAUCUACAGAUCACUUUGACUGUGGAUGGUGAGCCGUCCUCCACCGUUGAACUGUGGGAACAACUAGAACCAAGAGGCAACUUUGACUUUGGAGGCUGUCCCACCACGGACUGCCAGUACCUUCCUCCGGCCUUCCAGGGGUGUGUGAGGCUCAUAUUCAUCAACAGCCAGCCCGUGAAUCUCAAUCAUGUUCAGCAAGGAUUGCUGGGAAAUUAUAACGACCUUCAGUUUGACACCUGCAACAUCAGAGACAGAUGCCUCCCUAACCUGUGUGAGCACGGCGGCCGCUGCUCUCAGACGUGGAGCUCCUUCUCCUGCGACUGCUCGGGAACAGGAUACUCAGGAGCGACCUGUCACAACUCCAUCUACGAGCCGUCCUGCGAGGCCUACAAGCUGAUUGGCAGCUCCUCGGGCUUCUACUCCAUUGAUCCAGAUGGGAGUGGUCCCCUGGGGCCCACACAGGUAUACUGCAACAUGACAGAGGAGAAGGUUUGGACAGUAGUGACCCACAACAGCACGGCUCCGGUCACAGUGCAGGGCUCCUCUCUGAUCAAACCUCACGUCAUGACGUUUAACUACAGCGCGUCAGCCGAGCAGCUCCGCGCCAUCGUGUCCGGCUCCGAGCAGUGCCAGCAGGAAGUGGUUUACAACUGCAAGAAGUCCCGCCUCUUCAACACAAAAGAUGGCAGUCCUCUGACCUGGUGGCUGGACGGGGAAGGGGAGAAGCGGAGCUACUGGGGAGGCUUCCUGCCGGGAGUGCAGCAGUGCUCCUGCAGCCUGGAGGAGAACUGCAUGGACAUGAACUACUUCUGCAACUGUGACGCCGACACGGACGCAUGGGCUAAUGACACAGGAAUCCUCUCCUACAAAGACCACCUGCCAGUGAGCCAGAUAGUGAUUGGAGACACCAACAGAACGGGCUCGCAGGCCGUCUACCACGUUGGCCCGCUGCGUUGUUAUGGAGACAAGUCGAUAUGGAACGCAGCAUCUUUCUACCAGGAGUCCUCCUACCUCUACUUCCCCACCCUACAGGCCGAGCUCGCCUCUGAUAUCUCCUUCUACUUCAAGACUAGCGCUCCGUCGGGAGUGUUUCUGGAGAACCAGGGCCUGAAGGACUUCAUCCGAGUGGAGCUCAGCUCUCCCUCGGUGGUGACUUUCUCCUUUGAUGUGGGAAACGGUCCAGCAGUCCUGUCCGUGAAGUCCCACCUCCCCCUGAAUGACAGGCAGUGGCACUACGUGAGGGCAGAGCGCAACGUGAAGGAGGCCUCCCUGCAGGUCGACCAGCUUCCCCUCCGCUUCCUGGAGGCUCCGGCUGACGGACACCUCCGCUUACGGCUCAGCAGCCAGCUGUUUGUAGGAGGAACAGCCUCGCAGCAGAGAGGCUUCCUGGGCUGCAUCCGGACUCUCACCAUCAACGGCAUGAGCUUUGAUCUGGAGGAGAGGGCUAAGAUGACACCUGGGGUCACCUCGGGCUGCCCCGGCUACUGCAGCGGCUCCAGCAGCCUCUGCCACAACAGAGGGAGGUGCAUCGAAAAGAGCAACGGCUACGUGUGCGACUGCUCGCAGUCUGCCUACGGAGGAACCACCUGUAACCAAGAGGUGUCUGUGUCCUUCGACAUGGAGUCCUCUGUGACCUACACCUUCCAGGAGCCCUUCUCAGUGAUGCAGAACAGAAGCUCGCAGGCCUCCAGUGUUUCCACGGAAAGCAGCAGCAGAGCCAGAGAGGACAUGGCCUUCAGCUUCGUCACCUCCCAGAGGCCGGCCAUGCUGCUGACUGUCAGCACCUUCAGCCAGCAAUACAUCGCUGUCAUCCUGGCCAAGAACGGGAGUCUGCAGAUCUGGUAUCACCUUCAGACAGACAGGAGUCCUGAAGUGUUCAGCCCCGUCCUCACCAACCUGGCAGACGGACGACUCCAUCGAAUCAGAAUCCACCGAGUCGGAAAAAACCUUUAUGUACAGAUCGACCAGGACAUCCACAGAAAGUACACACUGUCAUCUGAUGCAGAGCUGAUCUUAAUCAGAUCCCUGACAUUGGGCAAAGUCACCAGGAGGGAAAGCCUCAAUGACGAGGUAAUGCAGGCGGCUUCUAAAGGUUUCAUUGGCUGCCUCUCGUCGGUCCAGUUCAAUCACGUUGCUCCACUUAAGGCGGCGCUGACGAAUCGAGGGAGCUCACUGGUCACCAUCCGCGGUCCACUCGUCCAAUCAAACUGUGGAGCGCUGGCAGAGUCCACCUCACACAUACAGCAAGAUCAAACUGUAACAGCAAAUAAAGAUAAGGAGCAGCACGGCAGCGGCACCCAGAAGGAUUUGGCCGUGAUAGCAGGUGUGGUCACAGCAGUGGUCUUCAUCGCUGUGUGCGCUCUGGCUGUGAUAAGCCGCCUCCUCUACCAGCAGCGGCGGGCCCAGAGGAGCAGCAGCAGCAGCAUCAAAGAGGAGAACAGACACAGCAUGUACACAGACUACAGGACAGAGCUGCACCUCCACAACUCAGUCAGGGACAACAUGAAGGAGUACUACAUCUGACUACAGUGUGCACUCUGUGGACCUCAGCCACAAACUUACCUCUCUCUUAUAAAGGACUAACAGUGGACGCGCCGCUGCAGGAUUUCUUACAAACAAAAACAUCUCUUGUGUGCCCUGGACUUCUCCCAGGAACACUGCUAAAGACUGUAGCCUGUAGUCCACUCUCUCCAGUACAAAGCAAGUGGCUGAAUCUUUACAGCUGUUAGUGUAUUUGAUGUUGGUGAAACUGUCAGAUUCAAGCUGCUGUGGUUUCUGUUGUCGCAAAAACUGUGUAAAGCAAAAAGAUGAAUGUUCUGCGGGGGUUGGACGAUAAGGGGCACACCACGAGUGCAACGAGCGGAAGCUGCUGUCCAUCCUGAAUGCGCACAACUUAAAAAAAAACAACAUUUUGUUUGAAACCUACAAAUGCUGUCCACAUCGCAGUGGGACUCACUAAAUUGUACUUGCGAGUCAGGAAAAUCUAGGCCAGGCCUGUAAGAUAUGCGUGCAUUCGCUGCUGUCUUUGUUUUUUCAGUGGUGGUGAAUGUUGUAGAAGAAGAAAAAGGGGACAAUACUGCCUAUACUGUAUGAGUGCCUAAUUUGCAUACAAGUUUUUAUUUGAACAUUUUAGAAGUUAUUCUUGUGAUUUGCACAAAAGCAAUCGCAUUUACAUAGAGAGGAGCUUAUUGUCAUUCAGUUCUGCGACCCACACAGCGCAUAGAAUAAAAGGAAAUCUGAUUUUCCCACUCAUGCAUAACAUCUGCCAGUUUGACCGUCAGUAAUGGGUGACUCUCAGUAAUGUUUCUUUUCACUCUUGUUUUCCCCCCAGGUUGUUUGAAGUAGCAUGGAAACUGACAACCUGAAUCCUAUAAUCUUUUCUUAGCUGGAUACAGAUCUGUAACCCUCAACGCUUUUCAGGUUUUCCAAGUCUUGUCCCUCAAACAGCAUUCAGACCACAUAUAUCUAGUCGUAGGGAGAUUUUAGCUUGUAGAAUUAUGGAUUUUAUUUAUUUUAGAGAUUAUAUUUUGACAGAAAAGGAUGAAGAUCGAGAGGGAGCGGUGCAGGGCCGGGGGUCGGAAUCUGUUAAGGACUCUGUCUUGGUACAGAAGGUGUACGCUCCACCAGGUGCGCUACCAGAGAACUCUGAAGGACUUUAUUUCAAUGUGCAAAAUCUACUUGUAUUAUUUAUCAUGUGCAUAAAAAUCCCAAAAGCACGAGUGUAAAUCGUAUCAUGAAAGUAGCAGAAAUCAGAAUUAAAUGGAGAGGAUUGUCAUUUAAAUAAACACAAAGCAGUCACAAAACGAGCAUGUACAGUCAGGAAACUCAUCAAACAACCAGUGAAAAGUAUCUGCAGGCUUAAAAAAAUCCAAAGCAUUAUCAAAUCAGGCAAACCACGAAGCUCCUAAGUGUGUGGUGUUAUUUGGCAAAUGGGCAGCAGUUUGUGAAGGACGGAAACUGGUUCAACCAGCAUGUUUGCAGGAGUAAGAAUGAAUCACAGCAGCGGAUUAACUGGUGCUCAUGCAGCUCUGGUUAGCUCCAGGGUCAAUACCUUCUCAAAGACUCUUUGUCACAGUACUUGAGUGAGUUUGUGUUUAAGGUUGAGAUGCUUUUAUCUCAUCUUGGUGAAAGCAAAGUAUGCAGAAGAAGGUCAGACUGAUGUGGAACGAGUGUGCAGAAAAGUCUAAAAGUACUGACACAAAAGUGUAUUAUUCCAUGGCGCAUAGCAAGAAGUGUUUAGAGCUUUUUUUGCAAUGAAGAAAAAAGGCUGCUAUGUUCCCUGACAUGAUUCUAUUUAUUUAUUUAUUUAUUAUCUGGAUUACAGGGAUAAGUGGUGUUUUCUAUAUGAUUCAUGCAAAUACUUUUUUAUAUACAUCUAACACUCGUUGAUCCUUAGAAAAAAAAAAUCCAUAUACACACAAACAAACAAACAUACAAGGCAAAAAAUCGAGAGUUGUCGUGCAAAACUCAAAUUAAAGCAUGGAUAAAAAGUGGAGACUGCUUUUUUUUUUCCUUUUUUUUAGAUCUUCUCUAAAAGUUUGACCUGCAGGUGGUGCCAGAGGGAAAUCGAUGUCACCUAAAUUUUAAAAGUCUGUUUGUGAGGCUCAGCUCUGCAGAUUUAGCUCACUAUCCAUCGGCUUCAGCUGCUCGUCGGCAGGUUAGCUGUCUUUGUCGGUCGUACUUUGAGCUUAAUGUGCGAAACAUAAAGCCCAAAGAAAAGUUGAAUCUAAAGGCUGCAAGUUUUUUUCCGGUCAUGAGUGAAUGACGUCAUUAUCUUCUUGGGUUCAUAAAUGUACAAAAUUUCAAGGAAGGCGGUCCAACAAUUGUGAGGAUGUUUCAUAGUGAUUCCACCGUUUGGACUGAUGGACGGAGAGACUCAGAAACAAUACUGUUACCUUCCUGGAAGAUUACGUGACAUGAGAGAGUGGCGUGGUCAAAAGACGGGCUCCUGGACCCGUCUGUGCAUGUCCUUGUGAUAGUCUGCAGAUCUCCAGUUAUCAGUGAAUGAAUACAUACCUCUCAGAGUGUUUUGGCUAUAUCGCAAAGGGUAAUAUCAUGUGGUUACUUCUUAAUGAUUUGUAUAGCUGCAGUUUUAUUAAGGAUCUAUUGUAUAGAUGUAUAAUUUAAUAAUAAAAGUGAAUAUAUUGAUUAA
Molecule: messenger RNA, 6681 nt
Organism: Centropristis striata (black sea bass)
Lineage: Eukaryota; Metazoa; Chordata; Actinopteri; Perciformes; Serranidae
Gene: cntnap5a
Product: contactin associated protein family member 5a
Exons: 24
Coding region: 153-4052 (1299 amino acids)
Source: RefSeq, a predicted model, not a curated record